Ramularia collo-cygni is the source of this 1080-nucleotide messenger RNA. Its product is annotated as probable Ornithine carbamoyltransferase, mitochondrial. The coding region runs from base 1 to 1080 and encodes 359 amino acids. Lineage: Eukaryota; Fungi; Ascomycota; Dothideomycetes; Mycosphaerellales; Mycosphaerellaceae. Gene Ontology annotation, cellular component: mitochondrion. The record is from RefSeq and is a predicted model, not a curated record. Gene Ontology annotation, biological process: L-citrulline biosynthetic process. Gene Ontology annotation, molecular function: amino acid binding; ornithine carbamoyltransferase activity. The transcript has a single exon.
AUGGCGACCCGCAUCCUGCCUCGCCCGACAACAACUCACCGCGCUGUGAAGCAGACGACCUCUCGAUUCCUCUCCACCACCACCUCCUCCUCCCCGUCGACACCAACGACAUCCCCCUUUGCACCCCGCCAUUUCCUCUCCAUCGCCGACCUCACAACCCCCGAACUCACCACUCUGGUCCACAAUGCCUCGUCCCAUAAAUCCUCGAUCAAAUCCGGCCACCUCCCCAAACAGAUCGCCGGAGCAUUAUCCACAAAGACCAUUCCUCUCAUCUUCUCCAAACGCUCCACCCGAACCCGCGUUUCCUCUGAAGCGGCCAUCACUCUAAUGGGCGGCCACCCCAUGUUCCUCGGCUCCCAAGACAUCCAGCUCGGAGUCAACGAAUCCCUUUACGACACUUCUGUUGUAAUCAGCAGCAUGACCUCCGCAAUCAUCGCGCGAGUCAACGGCCACGAAGACGUCGCCAACAUGGCAAAACAUUCCUCCGUGCCAGUCAUCAAUGCCCUCUCAGAUCUCUACCAUCCCCUCCAAACAAUAGCAGAUUUGCAAACCCUGGUGGAAGCAUUCCCAGAGAGAAAAGGAGACCUCGCAGGGUUGAAGAUCGCUUGGGUCGGAGAUGCGAACAACGUCCUCUUCGAUCUGGCGAUUGGAUGUGCGAAAUUCAACAUCUCUGUCGCUGUGGCUACACCAAAGGGAUACGAAAUCCCCUCGUUCAUGAAGGACAUCAUCAACAAAAUCAACCCAAAGACACUUUCGGAAACAACAUCUCCCGCAGAAGCAGUGAAAUCUGCAGAUGUUCUCGUAACGGAUACUUGGGUUUCCAUGGGUCAGGAAGAGGAGAGCAAGAAGCGCAUGGCAGCCUUUUCGGGAUUCCAAAUCACGGAGGAGUUGGCGAGAAAAGGUGGAGCGAAGGAAGGGUGGAAAUUCAUGCAUUGCUUGCCGAGACAUCAGGAUGAGGUGGAUGAUGAAGUCUUCUACAACAAGGGCAGGAGUUUGGUGUUUGAUGAGGCGGAGAACAGAUUGUGGGCAGCCGUGAGUGCGCUGGAGGGAUUCGUGGUCAACAAGGGGAAGAUUGUUUGA